This is a messenger RNA of Guillardia theta CCMP2712, 608 nucleotides long. RefSeq lists its product as hypothetical. The transcript is spliced from 2 exons. Gene Ontology annotation, cellular component: BLOC-1 complex. Gene Ontology annotation, biological process: endosomal transport. The record is from RefSeq and is a predicted model, not a curated record. NCBI's taxonomy places the organism in Eukaryota, Cryptophyceae, Pyrenomonadales, Geminigeraceae. The coding region runs from base 110 to 472 and encodes 120 amino acids.
AGGUUGUUUGGGGUUAGCGUUUGCAGUGAAUCUCCUUUACGCUUGGAUCUUUUGGCGAGGCUCCAUCUUCACCUCUGAUUACUGCCUAGUUCUUCCGGUCUGAACGAAUAUGCUCUCCUCCCUUGUGAAAGAAAAUGCUGAAAAGCAAGCGAAAAUCAGAGAAAUGAAUGACAACAAUAGAAAGGAGGCACUUGCAGCUACAGAGACUGUCACGAACUUGAUGACAGAUUCGGUUCAGUCAAGCAUGUUGGAAGUCUUUGCAGCUCAGAAGAAGUUGGAGAAGGAGGUGAAAGGAUUGCAGAGCAACACCCAUCACUUUUCCCGGCAAACUCACCAGUGGUAUGAUAUGAUCACGGAAUUCAAUGGGGGUCUCAAGGAUGUCGGGGACUUUCAGAAUUGGGCCAAAACCGUCGAAUGGGACAUGAAGCACAUUGCGAGCGCGCUGGAUUAUGUCUCAAAAACAGAGAGCUGACAACGGCCCGGGUGACACUUGAGCUGAUCGGAGUCCCGGAUCCACUGACUUUCAGAGAUAAUCAAGUUGAGCCGUUGUGCCUGUCACAGUGCGGCCUCCGAGGCUGAGCCUGUAUUAAACUGGAUGAUCACGGGUG